This is a messenger RNA of Rhopilema esculentum, 9258 nucleotides long. NCBI's taxonomy places the organism in Eukaryota, Metazoa, Cnidaria, Scyphozoa, Rhizostomeae, Rhizostomatidae. The record is from RefSeq and is a predicted model, not a curated record.
ACUGAAAAAAAUGGAAUAAUUGUAAAGAUGGGGAUAAAUUACAGUAAUUAUGAUUUGUUGAUUUCAAAACUACUUUUUCGCUUUGAAACAAUCCUUUCCCAUUCUCGUUGAAAAUUUCGUAUAGCGGCCUCGACCCGGCCGGCGCUAACCUCGUUUCGUCUUGUUAUGACAUAAUUAUUCUUUGAUGUUGGAGCGGCCUACUGGUUUUAAAUCUCACAUAACAUUAAACAGCUGGAAUCACAAGACGGUAAAAGAUGAAACAACGCAAAGAUAAGAAUGGAAUAAACAAAUUUUAGUAUCAAAUUUUGUAGGCAAACAGUACGUGCUCUAUAUUUUGUUGUUGUUGCCCCGUCAGUCUUGAUUCCAGUGAACUUUCAAUAUAUUGGCCUAGACGAUUCGAUCGAGUUCGUAUUAGGUCGUAUCGUGGAAAAGGGAAGGCCCAAGCAGAAAGACGUGGCCAGUCAAGAAAUAUUGGUUUGUAAAAGGGAAGCUGUCAAUAAGAGAGACUCAAAAGUAGCUACUUAAAGAGAGACAGAAAAGCAAGUGAGAAUUCUCUUGAGUCAUAUCAAAAUGGAUAGUUACGAUCCCGGAGAAGCUGAUAUUUGUAGAGUUUGCAGAGCUGAAGGAACUGGAGAUAGACCUCUUUAUCAUCCUUGCAUGUGCACUGGCAGUAUCAAGUUUAUUCACCAAGAAUGCCUGGUACAAUGGCUUAGUCACAGCAAGAAAGAGAUUUGUGAAUUAUGCAAACACAAAUUUGUUUUUAAACCAAUUUAUGCACCUGAUAUGCCACAUACAUUACCAGUGACAGAAUUUGUAACUGGUCUUGGCAAAAAUCUCGGAAAAGCUUUGCAGUAUUGGUUUCAUUAUACUCUGGUGGCCAUUGCCUGGCUUGGGGUUGUACCACUCACAUCUUAUCGAAUCUAUAAAUGCUUCUUCGCUGGUUCUCUCAGUUCGCUGUUGACCCUCCCACUGGACAUCCUAUCAACAAAUGACAUGUUUUCCGACUGUCUCAAAGGAUGUUUUGUUGUUGGGUGCUCGGUGUGUGCGUUUAUUGUCCUGGUUUGGUUAAGAGAACAGAUUGUUGUUCAUGGCGGCCCUGAUUGGCUGGAGGGCCAAGUCGAGCCAGUUAGACAAAUGAAUCUGCCAGCAGCUGCCAGAGGCUGGUUUGCGGGUGUCUUCGGACAGGGAGAUGGCCAUGCGCAUAAUGGUGAUCAAGAUAAUGUGCACGAAGUCAUGGCGGAUCAUCAAGCUGCCGAGGAAAACGAAAAUGGAGAAGAUAAUGAAGAGGAAGAUGGAGAAGAAAAUGGAGAAGAAAAUGGAGAAGGAAAUGGAGAAGAAAAUGGAAUAGAAAAUGGAGAAGAAGAGGAUAGAGAUGUUGAGAAUGAGGUGCAGGCAGAUUAUAACAUGUUCGUAGAAGUUGAAGUAGAGGUAUUAGAAGAAGAAGAAGAAGAAGAAGAAGAAGAAGAAGAAGUAGAAGACGAGGAACCGGAAGUCGACCAGCCAGCCCCGGCAGAAGAUAACCCUGACUGGAACUUGGAGUGGGAAAGGGCUGCAGAAGAUCUCACUUGGGAGCGUUUUUUAGGCCUGGAUGGAUCUCUUGUUUUCUUGGAGCACGUCUUUUGGAUCAUAUCUUUCAACACCUCAUUUGUUUUGAUCUUUGCAUUCUGCCCAUAUCAUAUCGGUCAGUUUACAUUGAGGGCGAUCUCAUUGGAUGUUGAGCAGACAAGAUCGGAAUUUUUGUAUCUGCUCACCUGCCUGGUUGGUUAUUUUGCUGAAGCUGUUUCUUUGUUGGUUCUUCAUUCAAUCGCAGGUUUAUUGAACAUGAAAAGGAUCAGACGAGUUCUUGGAAUGUGUUACGUCGUCAUAAAGGUUGUGCUAAUAAUGGUUGUUGAAGUUGGCAUCUUCCCGUUGAUAUGUGGGUGGUGGAUUGAUAUUUGUACCCUCCCACUCUUUGCUGUUUCGUUGAAAGACAGACAAGUAAGCUUCAGCCAUGCUCCCGGUACUGCUACCUUUCUGCAUUGGCUGGUCGGCAUGCUUUACGUGUUCUAUUUUGCAUCAUUUGUCAUACUUCUCCGUGAGGUUUUAAGGAAAGGCGUCCUCUGGUUCCUUCGGAAUAUCAACGACCCAGAUUUUCAUCCAAUGCAAGAGAUGAUCCAUUUGCCUGUUUACCGACAUGUACGGAGAUUUGCUUUGUCACUAGUGGUGUUCGGAACUGCCAUUCUAAUUAAACUAUGGGUUCCUGUGCAGCUCAUUCGAGGACUGUUCCCCGAUUUUCUGCCUUUUAAUUACGUACUUACAAGUGACAUUCCAGUUAGCGAACUGCCGCUUGAGCUUUUGUUGCUACAAGUUGUCCUCCCAGCCCUUCUUGAAGAAGCACACACAAGGCAAUGGAUCAAGAACAUUGUCCGCCUGUGGCUGGUUACGAUUGCCUAUUUGCUGGACUUGCGGUCAUAUCUGCUCGGAGAUGUCCCCUUAGAUGGAGUAGACCCUGCCAUGAUACAUCAUCAGAACAGAAACAACAAUGUAAACCAUGCCGGUGCUCAGAAUGCAAACGCUCAAAAUAACCCAGGCAAUGCUGGUGGUCAAAUCGAGCCACAACCGUACAUCAAGCCAGGCAAAUUCCCAUUUAGGAUAAUAUGCCUCCUGGUCUUAAUGUCAGCAUCAAUGAUCAUUUCAAGUUUCGUCGGACUAACACUGCCAGUUGCAGUUGGUCGUCUUAUAUUGUCACACUUCCUUGGCAGCGCCGAUGUUCACGAGCUGUAUACAGCUGCUACUGGUGUCUAUGUCUUAUGGCUGUGUUGUCGCAUCUGUGUAAUCAUCGGGUUAUGGCUUGCAAUGGGUCUCCCGCUCUUUGUUCUCAAAGUUCUCAGAUGCCUCAAAAUAGCUUUAAAAAUCAUUGUGUUGUCGACCAUUUUGCUUGGAGUUGUUCCACUGCUGCUUGGUGUCAUUUUCGAGCUGGUGUUUAUUGUACCACUACGAGUGCCGAUGGACCAAACACCUUUAUUUUACUUCUGGCAGGACUGGGCAUUGGGUGUCCUGCACACAAAAAUUCUUUGCGCUCUCAUCAUGAUUGGUCCAAACUGGUGGCUAAAGUCUGUUAUGGAACAGGUAUACCAAGAUGGUGUGAACAACAUCCGGGUCUCGUUCAUCAUGCGACACUUGGCAUACCCCGUCGUCUCCCAACUGGUUCUUCUUAUAACUGCUCCUUACAUUCUUGCUAAUGGAGUUUUAUCGAUAAUGGGUAUUUCGAAGGAAGCACAGCUGCUAGCUCACCGCCGGAUCUACCCAUUCAUUUUGAUAAUUGGCUUAAUUGCUACUGCUCUGGCUUUUCAAGGACGCCAGUUUAGAAAUCUUUACGAGAGAAUCAAGAACGAAAAAUAUUUAGUUGGUCAGCGAUUGGUGAAUUAUCAUUAUCCUUCGACCUCAAACACUGAUGAGAUACCUGGUGAGGUCAAUUCAAGCACUGCUAUGAUGUAAAUAUAUUGAGGUCAAUCUAUGAAUGAAUCACUGCUCCGAGGGAAAAAUUUCUGACUGUACAGUAAACUGCGUAGCUGUUUGAACAUCCGUCCAACGUCUAGCGCCUUUAAGAUAUGUCUUUUAUUUGUUUUUGCCGAUUAACUGAUUUUUGUCUUUGACUUUGCAGUUUGGUGCAAAACUAAAUACAGUUGAGUCCCGUUGAACCCGUACUCCGGACUUUUUGACUUAUUCAAUAUUCAAUACUAUUGGGUAUUCUUAUUCAAGUCAAAAAUCGUACCCCAGAUUUGCCAAGGCGGAUUAUUUCCUUAUCCCAUUUUAAAAGUCUGACUUAACUGGAUUCAACUGUAUGCAAUGGAGCAUUUACUGCAUUAGUUGUACUAUCCUUCGCAGAAACAGAAUAUUUUAAAAGCUUUUUUAGGAUAUAUUACUUUGCAAGAGGCCCUAAGAACAUUUGUUCCACUUCAAAUCACCUCGGAGGGAGAAAAGAGGUGCGAGAAACAAAACUCCUGCAGUUAUAUUUGUUGGUAAAGCUUUGCUUUGAGAAUAAUGCUUAAAUUUGAUAAUUUUGAGUACUAAGAUUUUUGUGUUAUCUUGUGGCGGUAGAUAUUUUUUAUUCCUUCAAAGGCAGAGAAGGAAUUUAUUGUGGAUUCCUUCAGAAAUAUAAUACAUAUACUAAACAUUUCGAUCAAGUUUUUUUCAAAUUUUCGUUUUUAAUAUUUUUUCAAAGGCAGUUUAAAAUUAAUAAGUUCCUCUCGAAAAACUUUCAACUCGUGUGCAUUAGAAUUCUCGCUAUUUUGCUCAGAAACUUCAACCGUCACAAAAAUUUUUGCUCAACGUUGCUUUUUCGCAUGUCGACAGCUAGUAAACCUACUUUUGGUAAAGUGAUGAAGUGUUAGCAUUCCAAAAGGUACCGAUCCGAGCUGCUUCUUUACCAAUGUUGGAAGAAACGAGAUGGAAGUUGUGAAAACCUUUGAGAAUCGCUUAGACUUGAUCGCAGAUUAGACUCCAUCUAGAUAUUUAUCGGAUAUUCAUAGAAUCUUGAAGAAAAAUUUAUGUUAGAGUUUUACCUUGACUUUAGGAUUUAGCGAGUGCAUUCGUUGUUGAUGAGUUGAUGUUAAUGAUGUAGCAAGCAGCAGACAAACAAUGUAACAAGUUAUUCUGACUGCCAACUUUAAAUGCUGUUCUCAACUCAACUUGCGUUAUUCAUUUCCAUUCACCUUUUAGGCAUCCACCUUAGGGAUCCUUUUAGGCUCAUUGAAAUGUCGGUUCAAAAGUACUUCAUUAAAAUGAUUCCCUUUCUUGCGCCAUGUUGCAGAAAGUAUUUUUUAGUUAAUCAUCUCAUUCUGGUUAAACAUCUAGAGCGUUUUGAUGUUAGAAGUAAAGGGACGUUUUGAUGUUGGAAAUAAAGAGGCAUCUUCCCUCUCGCAAGUAAGCAGUAUAAAAUAAUUUUGAAAUAUCAGCAGUCAGGAGUGUUUAGACCUUAUGCUAUGAUAAAUUCAACACUGCUCUUUUUAGAGCCUCUCAUUUUCAAGUACUAGAAGAAACUUGCAGAGGAUAAAUGCCAGUGAACAUAGUAUUGUAAAGUGUGUUUUGGAAAUUAUAAGUACUUUCUUCAAUGGCCCAAAUGAAGUUCAGCUUGCAAUGUUUGAAUCUCUGCUCAAUAUCUGUUUGAACUUGUCAAAACGUUUUUGUCCGUAAGUACUUUCUUCAAUGGCCCAAAUGAAGUUCAGCUUGCAAUGUUUGAAUCUCUGCUCAAUAUCUGUUUGAACUUGUCAAAACGUUUUUGUCCGUAAGUACUUUCUUCAAUGGCCCAAAUGAAGUUCAGCUUGCAAUGUUUGAAUCUCUGCUCAAUAUCUGUUUGAACUUGUCAAAACGUUUUUGUCUGUAAGUACUUUCUUCAAUAACCAAAUGAAGUUCAGCUUGCAAUGUUUGAAUCUCUGCUCAAUAUCUGUUUGAACUUGUCAAAACGUUUUUGUCCGUAAGUACUUUCUUCAAUGGCCCAAAUGAAGUUCAGCUUGCAAUGUUUGAAUCUCUGCUCAAUAUCUGUUUGAACUUGUCAAAACGUUUUUGUCCGUAAGUACUUUCUUCAAUGGCCCAAAUGAAGUUCAGCUUGCAAUGUUUGAAUCUCUGCUCAAUAUCUGUUUGAACUUGUCAAAACGUUUUUGUCCGUAAGUACUUUCUUCAAUGGCCCAAAUGAAGUUCAGCUUGCAAUGUUUGAAGCUCUGCUCAAUAUCUGUUUGAACUUGUCAAAACGUUUUUGUCCAUAAACGAUGACGUCAACCAGGAAUAUGGGUUGAUUCGGUCCUGGUGCCAUUGUUGCAUUUAUUUAUGUCCCAAAGUCUCGUGAUAGUGGAUAGAAAGCGCUUGAAGGAGGUGCGACACUGUAAUAGCAGAUUGGUGAAUCAAUAAUAGACAUAGGAGGAACAAAUUUCAAAAGUAAUUUGAAAGAACAAUUUCUUCGACAAUGAGGAAGUAUUAUAUAGAAUGUUGUAUAGCUGAAAUUCAAGAAGAACUUCACUGGCAGUUGCAUAAGUUUCGAAUAUUUUUGAAUGAAUAAAGAGAAAGUUUUAUUUAAUUUUUUAUGUUUUACUGCGGGACGUGCUUUCAUGACUGUGUUGUGUCUCGUUCGCAUUCGAAUAUUGUAUUAUAAUGAUUUUCCUCACAGUCAUUGUUUUGAACUAGACAGUGAACUGCAAAGUACAUUCUGCGUCCAUGUGUUGUUGUGCAAAGUUUUCGUUAGUUUACUGGCGAUGUCUCUUAGUCGUUUAUUGCCUGAUGCUUGAAAUUUCCAAACAAUAUUUUCGUUGUAGAGAAUUUUAAAAUCGCUUUGAAAGAGCAAACAUUUUGAAGCAUGUAAUUAAAGCUUUUUGUCUGAAUAGUCUAAGAAUGCAUUUCAGAGAAAAUCUUCUUACCUUCCACCGAUAGAGGCCUUAAUCGAGUUUAAUUUUUUCUUGUUUAUAUUUUUAUUUAAACACUAAAAUUAAGCUUUAGCUGAUCUCGAGAAAGUUUUCUGAUAUCUUUGCAUUUUUGUUGCUUUUUCUGUGCCAAAACGUCAACUGUCGUCAAACUUCACCAUAGCUUACAAAGGGAAGCAUACUUGAAGAGAAUCAGCUGAUAAACAACUGGCUAACCAUACUUAACAAAAAGGCAACCAAUCAUAUUGGUUGCAUGGAACUUUAAGUUAUUUACAGAAUAACAUAACUGUGUGUAAACUCAUUUAAGAAUUAUUUGAAGUUAAUGAAAGUACAGUGAGCGUACAUAGUUGCACAUUUUGAUGGUCAUACUUGCCUUUUUCAGAAAAACAUGUUAUCAGUUUUGUACUUGGUCGAUGCCGAACACUGGUUUGUUCACAUAGCGUAGUCUAAAAGCUAUUAAAGUUUCAUAAACAAUUAAGAACACUCUAAAUGCACUGUUAUAGAGGAUUAAUUUUUCCAUGUCGGACUGAUGGAUGUUUUCUGAAACAGACAGACACCGCCCUUCAAGAUAACAUACGCCUCAUACCUUGAUUUUUUACAUUGAUUUGCUUUUUAGAUGAAUUUUAGGUUGUCUUUCAGGACCAUACAUAAUUUUAGUCUAUUUUUCUCCCUUGUGAACAGAAAUUGUAACGAAUUUUUAACUCAGGCCUUUUAACUUAAAUGCUGGUUGGCAAUAUGGCCUAACGGUGCUUUGAAACCUGGCCAGCACAACUGCUAGCUAACUUGCUAAGAGACCGUAAUGAGACGACACACUAUUAUCCUGUUUGAGAACCUCGAUAAAACAAGCAGUUUGGUUCAUCACAACUUCAAUAACUGUAAUUAUCAGAUGUCAGUUAUGCUCAAAAGGUGAAAACUGUCUUAUUAAAUUCAUUUUAUCGCCAUAAUGUCCUCAAGAAAAGGAGUAAGCUUUGGAGAUAAAAUAAGUAAUAGGUGUUUGACGCUGACGGUAGAAAUGUUUUUAGUCUUGCCCUUUGUCACAACUGGAACUUAUGGUUGUUAUACAAAUGACGGUGUUAUCAAAUUAUACAACUAUAAUAUGCACGAGUCUUGUAAUAAUCUAGGAGGUUCUCAAUAAUAAGAAAAUACGGUAGUGAUAGAAAGAUUUCGGUAUUUUUGCUAAAAUAGUAGAUCAGAACAAAGAUAUUUUCCUGAUUACAUAACAUAGUCAUGAGAAUUUUGGGUGUGUACAAGCUCCUUUUAGCUAAAACCCCUUAUACGUAAGGUAUAAUACCAAAAAACCUCUUUGUAACUAAAAGUGCCAUUUCAAACCCAGGGAGCCCUAAAAUGUUUAAAUGAGUUACCAAUCCACAGCCACCAACGGUUUUCUGUGUACAAGUCCAUUUUCGUCUUUUCUUCUUGAUCUUCAGUUACUGCUUUAAAAUAAAUCGCACAGUUUCGUUGGUCUUUUGAAACUGUUUCCUAAUGCACAAGAAUGGGCAUUUAAACCUUAAUUCAGUUCAUAUCCCCGUGAUUGUAUAUGCUUUUAGUUUAUUUCCAACCCAAACGUUUGGUUUAUUGAUCACAUAGCUUGAAAACACCAUAUGAAAUACCUUUAAAUUCGAAAUCAUUAAAAUAUCUGUCAAAUUGACUGAGAUAUAGCAAGUAAUAGAGUAGAAGGAAGUAAAACUGACAUUUGCGCUGGCCUAAUUCAUUUAUUGGAAUCAGAACCAGGACAAAAUUACAGUUAUUUGACAGGGAAAGAGUCAGUGCUUAUGCGGUCACAUCUCAGCAAGUUUUCAACAUAUUUAGCUGAAUUUACACGUUUAGAGAUUUUUUUGAUGCUUUUUCAAGCUAUUUGGUUAUUCUAAAUUCCAAGGCUUAAAAGCUAACAUUUUUGUGACGCAUCACUUUCAAACUCUAUUUUGGCAUAGCCACAUCUCUUCUAAAAGUGACAAAACAUCUUGAGAAAUGCUUAGCGUGGCUUGCCUGUUUGAUGCCAAUUGUAAACAUAUGUAAAUGCACCCUAAUAAAUGCAUAUUAAUCAAAUUCAAAAGCCAAAGCUCAUUGUGCAUGGAGAGCAAACGUACACAGACCCGAGAGAUUACGCGCCUUGUCAAUUUUAGGUUCUCUUGGGAUGUUAGGUAGGCCUUAAAAGGCAGUUUUGUCUAUCAACUUCAAUCAGAAUACUGCACGUUGAAAAGAUAGUAGUACAAAAAAUGGCUCCGAGACCUAGCAUGCACGACAGUAAAGCGUUCAAAACUCGGAGAGGCAAAAGAGCUGUUGAUCUAAAGAAAAUGAUUCUCGCCAGAAAUCUGAGAAAAGGCAUCAAGAAGCACAAAGACAGUUAUAAAGUUUAUAUUUACAAAGUAUUGAAGCAGGUCCAACACGACGUCAGUAUAUCGUCAAGAGCUGUUGGUGUAACUUCAGCGAACGAAUUAUGUGAAUGUAUCGCUUUUGAAGCCAGCCGUUUGGCUCAUUACAACAAAAGAUCAACAAUUUCAAGGCGGGAGAUUCAGAAAUCCAUUCAAAUGCUCUUAUCAGGUGAGCUGACUAAACACACCAUUUGCCAUAAGGCGGCAUGCAAUUCAACUCCAAAAACAUCGAUGUGAACGAGCUAUAAACAACUGCUUCAACUCCAGUUUGUUAUAUUCAAGACGCUUAGUAGCUGAAGACUCAAUCUUACAUUAUCACUAUGUUUGAUAGUAUCGCUCAGUGGACUCUGCAAUUGAUUGAAAUUUGACAAAGCAGCAGACUAGCUCAUUAUUUAGAAAAUUCGUAUUAAUUUCAAGGCUUUUGUAUAUUUUUAGUGUAUUUAUAUAUUAUUGUUAAUAAUUGUGGUGUAUUGAAAAAUGACUUUAUUUUAUGA